Molecule: messenger RNA, 6970 nt
Organism: Phascolarctos cinereus (koala)
Lineage: Eukaryota; Metazoa; Chordata; Mammalia; Diprotodontia; Phascolarctidae
Gene: IL6R
Product: interleukin 6 receptor
Biological process (GO): cytokine-mediated signaling pathway
Cellular component (GO): membrane; external side of plasma membrane
Molecular function (GO): protein binding; cytokine receptor activity
Source: RefSeq, a predicted model, not a curated record
CCUCACGUCUCCCCUCUUGCCCUGGCUGCUGUUGCUCAAUCGGUCCCCGAUUUCACAAUCGCACAUGGGGACGGUCGACAGCCGCUGCAGAGCUGAGUUCCUCAAAUGUUUUCCUGUGUUUGCCAGGACUAUCCACUACUCUGAGUCAUGUAUAAGUGGGAAGUUGAGCUAAGACAGUCAGGGCUGGCUGAGCAGUGAACAAGAGAGGGAGUGAGAAAGGGCACUCGGAGUCUGGGCGCUCGCUUGCUUGCUGCUCCUGCCCGGGCUUGGGCUGCAGAGGUAGGCGGGGAGAGAAGCGCGGAGCCGGCCGAGCCGAGCCAGAGGCGCGGAGCGAGCGCAGCAGGCUAGCGAGCAGAGAGUGGCGAGGAGACACUUUGGGAGCGGAGAAGAGGGCCGAGAGAGGAGCGCGGGGAGCCGGCUUGGGGAGCACAGCGCUCCUCGGAAUGGGGACUGGGAGUGAACCUCAUAUGACCAAUGGACACUGGGAGAAGUGACACCACCCAGUUGGAGAAUGGUGUAUUAGAAGAGGAGGAAGCAUGCUGUCUGUCAUCCUGGCGCUCCUGGCCGUCCCGUUCUUGGCUCUUGGGGACCAGCUGGUCCCAGAAGGCUGUCCCAGACUGGACGUGCCAGGUGAUAUGCUGGUCCAGGUGCUUGGUGCCCCCAUCACUCUGAACUGCCUGGAUGGGGAAUUGGAGCCUAAUGGCACCAUUCACUGGAAACUGGAUGAUAAGCCUGUAGGCCCACAGCUUGGCCAAAGGGAAAUGGUGGGAGGAAAGCUAUUACUGAAGUCAGUGCAGCAUAGCGACUCGGGAAACUACACCUGCUACCUGGAUGGCCGCCCAGUGAAGACCUUGCCUCUCCUAGUGGUUGAUCCUCCUGAAGAGCCCGUGUGCUCCUGCCGGAGGAAGAGUUUCAUCAGCAGUGUUUGUUGUGAAUGGAGCUUCCAGAGAAAACCGCCCCCACAGACUAAGGCCGUCUUGUUAGUGAGACAGCUACAGAAGGAAGAGACUUUCCAGAGGCCGUGUCAAUACUUGCAGGGAUCCCAGAAGUUCUCUUGCCACUUGAAUCUUGGGGAAGAUGAUGACUCCCUCUACUUGGUUUUCUUGUGUGUUGACAAUGGGGUGGUGAGGAAGUCCAGCAAAGCCUACCAAUUCAAGGGCUUUGAAGUGCUUCAGCCAGAUCCUCCAACCAAUAUCACAGUCACAGCCGUGAACAAAAGCCCCCAUUGGCUCAAUGUCACCUGGAAAGACCCGCCUUCCUGGAACUCCAUUUACUACCGACUCCAAUUUGAGCUGCGUUAUCGAGCUGAAAAGACCAGCACUUACACAAUCAUCCAGAGGAAGGACAGACACUCAUUGAUUAUCAGUGAUGCCUUGAGGGGCAUGAGGCAUGUUGUGCAGAUUCGGGCCCGGGAGGAGUUUAAUCACGGCCGAUGGAGCGAAUGGAGCAAGGAGAUCACAGGCACCCCAUGGACAGAAACCAAUAGCUUUGCAGCUGAGACAGAAUUAUUCAUUUCUACACAGGUGCCUACUACCUCAGAUGACUACAAUGAAAGCCUUUCCCGAGAAAACCCUGAAGGCGUCACUAACACUCUGCCAGUGCCUGGCUCUACUCAUUCGCCCUACACAUUCCUACUAGCUGGUGGAAGCCUGGUCUUAGGAAUGAUUCUAUUCAUUGGCAUUAUCUUGAGGUACAGAAAAAAGUCGAAGCUGACAGCUUUGAAAGAAAGCAAGCCAGACGUGCUCCCUCCAUAUUCCUUGGGUCCGCUGGUCCCUGAGAAGCCCCAGUCAACCACGGUGCUGGUUCCCUUCAUCUCUCCAUCAGUGUCUGCCAGUAGCUCUGAGCCUACCAACACCCCAGGGCACAGUGGGAAAGACAUCGUGGACCUCCAGAGUCCUUACGACAUUACCAACAGAGACUAUUUUUUCCCGAGAUAGACCCAAAAAUGCAUGGAGUAUUUGGGCUUCAGAUAGGCUAAACUUUGUGGCACAAAGGAAGACUGAAUGAACUAUCAAGAAGGAUGCUUCUCAAUGUUAUUUCAGUCUACCUGCUGAUGGGGUUUGGUGCUUUGGGCUUCUCCUGACUUAUUGCUCUACUGGGGAAGCUGGACUGGGCUCCCUCAGAGAACCAGAAUGCUUUUUAGGUCCAAGAAGAGCUUCUUGCAGUGAGGAGACAGUAGGCUGGAAGCAAAUAGACUGAUUCCCACCAACCAGGAGGAAAAGGUGGUUGGGUUUCAAAACCACCAUGUCUCACGAUCCUCUGAGUAACUGGGUUGGUAAGCCACCCCAGAAAAAGAGACACACAUAAACGCAUAUGGAGGGCCAUGAGCCCAAAAGGCUAUGCUCCCUUGACAGGACCUAGAGGAGGAUGGAAUUAGGGGUCAGCUUGUUCCUAAGAACAACAGGACUAAAUAGAGAGAAGCUUCUGUGGGUCUGGACUCAACCAUCAACAUUCCCUCAUCCUCCAGGCAUAUCCCCCUCCUCAUUUGGACACAAUAACUUCUAGCACAUCUGCUAGCCUGUCACUUCUUAUGAGCUUAUUUCCUCGCCCAAUACACACUUUUCACCAUCCUACCAAGGUUCUUGGAUACCUAGAAGAGCUGUUGAAGAAAUUCAGGUCUUUUAGGCCUAUGACCCUCUUUCAGUUUCUUCCUUGCUGGUUUUUUUUUUUUUCUUCUCAAGAUGCUGCCUUCUUUUCCCAUCCCAGAAUACUGUUGAGAAUGAGUAAAUGGUGCUAUCUCUUAGGACCAAAUUUUAAAAUAACAUCCUUCCCCAUGUUAACAUGUGUGCACAUGCAUGCAUGCAUACACACACACACACACACACACACACACACACACACACACACUCCCAAAGGCUAUUCUAAUUAGUGUUUGAUCAAAACACUUUAUUAUGUACCAAUUGUCCCUACUUUUUACCAUAUGUAUAUAUAUGUAUACAAACAUUCACUGUAUAUAAAACACACCUACUUAGUAUCUGAAAGUUCCUCCUUGCCCUCUCUGUAGUCCAACACCCUCAUUUUACAGAUGAGGAAACUGAGGCCCAGAGACUUGCUCAUGGUCCUACAACUCUUUGGUUCACAGUGUUCCACCCCUCCCCCCUCCCCACAAGGAACAGAGGCUAACUUUUUUCCGCUUAAUGGCAGCUAGGAUGUAGUAGUGUCCUUUCCUUCUAGUCCACUUAAGGCCAGCCUAGCAUAUGGUUCCCUUUCAUGUGAAGCAUGAAGUCUCAUUUUCACUAUAGUUUUAUGUUUUGUUUUGUUUUGAAAUAAACUGAAGUAAGCAGGGAGACAAUAUUUAUGUGAAUAGGGAUGUGAAAAGAAAAGAAUAAGCAAGAAUGUAGUUUUUAUUUAGCUUUUUUAAAAGCACGUUAACUUUCUUUUUCUUUGAGAGGAAGAACAGCUGAUAUUAGAAUAGGGUCUGUGUAUAAAUAACUCAGGCUAAAAGCACAAUAACUUUGGACAGUUGAGCCAAGUGAAAAAGAGGAAGGAGGAAGAAAAUAUUAUUUUCCUCUUUCCCUUAUGCUCUCCCUCUCCCAAGAGGAAGGAUUCUAGUAUUAUUUUGUUUUUGAUGAAUUUACUUAAAAAGCCCACAGAAAUCCCUCCUCUCCUUUGCCCUAGAAUUACCCAUUAGAAUUAGAUCACAGAAUCUUCAAGUUGAGAGAGACCUUAGAGUUCAUCUCAUUCAAUUUGUGUUAUUUUAUAGGUGAGGAAACUGAGAUCUACCUAAGAUCACAAAACUUAUUAGUGGCAGAGCAGAAAUGCAGAGCCAGGUCUCUGGACUUCUGUUUUACUCUUCUAUGCUGCACCUUCAUCCCUGGAAAGGAUGGAAGAAAUGAUAGUGGAUUUGUCCGGUAGAUAAUGUCAUGAAAUAAAUAUGACACAACUGCUAAGAACGGUCAAUGGAAAAGCACCUCGUCACUUAGAGUGAUUAGAGUUCUUUGGGCCAGAAGAGGCUCAUAGGAAAAUUUGUUAUCUCUGUUCCCACCUCCACCACCUUUUUAAUGCUUCUCUAAUUUAUCCUCUCAGUCAAGUGUUCCAUAUUCACUGGCUCACCCUCUCCCCAUCCCUGUUUGCCAGGCUACCCUCUUCUCUAAGAAAAGGUAGAUAAGAAAAACAAAAGCAAAAAUCACCUCAUUUCGCUAUUUGCCCUAAACACUUUGUUGUGACUGGCACUGGCUAAGGGGGCAAGUUGACCAGAAGGUUAGCCUGUAGGACUGGGAGGCCUGGCUUUUGUCCUGGCCCUGCCACUAACUAACUAGGUGAUAUUAGCCAAAUGACUCUUUGCACUUCAGUUACCACAUCUGUAAAAUGGGUCUGAUAAUGGGAGAAGUUGGACGAGGCAGUGUUGCUAACCAAGGUCCCUUCCGCCUCUAAGUUCUGUGAUGUCCAAGGCUUGUUUGCAAAGCUGGCUUAAACUGGGAACUUUUGAAAGCCUGUUGCCGGCUUAGGCGGUGAAUCUUAAUUCACAAUAGCAUCAAGCAGGUUUUUUAAGGUUGGUUGGUUGGUGGGUGGUUUUAAAAAAAACUUUUUUUAAUGUUAUCUGAAGUUUCAUAAAGGUUUCUGAGACCUGAGCACAGCAGAAGUAGUGCUCAGAGGAAACUUCAAAAUAAGCAUCUGCCUCACAAAGGGUCGCUCUGUGCCUUGCAGUUCUUAAAGUAUUUGAAAGGGUUUUUUUUUCCUUUUUGCCCACAUACAAGCUUAACAAACUCAAGCCGAGCCAAGUUCGACUGAGAUGUGAAAUUCAGAUAACUCAUUAUCUCAGACAGCCAGCAAGCUUUGAUCUCAAAAUGAUGAUUGCUCUCAGGAUUACUGUAACCCUGAAGAUUUGUUUUUUGUUAUUUUUUUUUUUUACUAACCGAAGAGCACUCCCCAACCCUCUGCUUCUGCCUUUGUUUUCCUGUCUCUCUGUCUCUGUCUUUCUGCCUCUCUCUCAAUAAGCUAGGAUAAGUGAAGCAUAAGUCACUUUGAGCCUUCUUGCUUGAGUCUUAUUCCAUCCCUGAGAAAGUGCUACUCCAAAUUGUCUGGAAAGGCGGCAAAUUCCCCACCACUGCAGGAGCUCAGGCAGACACUGGAUGGCCACUUGGUGGGGAUUGCAUAAAAGGGUUCUUGCUUCGGAUUGUGAUUUGGCUAGAAACCUUUGAGGUCCCUUGUAACUCUGCAAAUGUAUGAUUUGAAGUCAUAAGCUACCACUGAGAUUCUCCUUCAUCUUGACUGACUAUUGACUUUAAUCCAUGGGAGGCCAUUUUGACCCAAACCUUAGCUUCUUGUGUUGGCCUUGGUGCUAGUGACUCAACAUCAGUGGCCAUCUGCAUACGUUUAUAGUAAAAGCCAACAUGUCAGAAUAUCCACUUACUCUUUUGACUACGAAGAACUGGAAACCCCUGUCUGUACAAUGUUUAUAUUGAAAUUGUUGUGCAGCCUUGAGGCUUAUUGGAAUGAGAAACAACAAAGAAUGUGUUUUGAUCAAUGCUGGGUCCACCUCGCCAUUAGUAACCCUCAGAGAGUCCUUUCCUCUAAAGCAUAGAAAUGAACUUAUGGAUUCAUUUGCCAGGGACAAAUUGUCAGAUGUAUCCUGGAAGAGAUGGGAAAAUUGUGUCUCUGAUGAAGACGAGCACUAGCAGGGUGGGCAGGAGUGUACACCUCUUAGGGAAGAGAAUCAUGGCCUGAGACAGGAUCCAGAUAAGGAUAAAUCAAAAGUUCAGGCCAUGUAAAUAUCAGGGUCUUUUUGAUGUGCCUAAAUCCAAUGAUUUGAGAUGGAAGUAGAAAACCCAGUGGAGGAGCUGAGAUUCAGAUUUGGAGGGGGGUACCAAAUAAAGUGGCAACAGACAGGGAGUGUUGGAGAAAACUAUUUAACUCCACCUGGCUCUCCGAAGCUUCGGCCUUUUCUGGUGUCUGUGACCCAUUCCCCACCCCUGCUUUGCACUGAUAUGUCUGCUGGGUCAUAGGACGGAUCUACCAUGCUACUUGUAGACUCAAAAAGGCUUUGGGGCACCAGCACUCACACUGUAUUUCAGCCACUUCUGCACCUGUGGGAAAUGGACAACUGUCAAUAACCUAAUCCCAAAUUUCCUGGUACAUAUUGGAGAAUCUGGGCCAUCGCAGCCCAUGGAUUGAGGGUAGGACUGAUGGCUAGGUCAUGCCCCUCAAAAGCUAUGGCUGGUAGCAUCUCCCAUUCCAUGAUGAGAAGGGUCAUGGUUUCUGAAUUCCUCAGUGAGCAUUCCAGAACCUCAUCGUCUUCCUCUUUCACACUGAGUCAUAGCCUGUAUCUGUGUUUCCUGACCUAAAGCCAUGCUUCAGGUGUACGCAGUGUUUUGGAAGCCAGAGACAGUCUGAAGACAUUUCGCUUUGGAGAAAUGGUGAAAACUGAGGAUAGUGAUUUUGAGCAAGAGUAUGGGACCCUGGCUUUCUACUCAGGUCAAUGACCAAAAUGUGGAGUUUCUGGAAAGUUUGUAGCAGUUUCUGGAGAAGAUAGGAUGGGAAGUUUGGGGGGCUGGGGAGAGCCCUGAGCAUAACACUCAAAGCAGAUGUCUCUUCUAAUUAGCUAAUGUCAAUCUUUGCGUCACAUCCUUGGAGUGGCUGGAAGCCAGCUAUCCAGGGUUUCUAUGGUAACAUUAACAUUAAUUAAGGGACAUUCUCAGUUUCAUGAAUGUUGGCUCAAGCUAAGAUGCCACUAGAGAAAUGAGCCUGCUCCACAUUGGAGAAUUCUAGAAGGUGGCAAGGUGACUAAUGCUACAGAAUUUACCUGAAUGUAAAUCACUGGCUUGUUUGUGCAAAAUACCUCAACUAUAUGUGAUUUUGUCAACAGAAGUAAGAUUUUUCAACUGUUGACCUGAUUUCCUGAAAGUAUUUACCAAAGGUUAUUAUCUGUAUCAAUAGGAUACCUUUUCAAUAUAUCUUCUAUCUGCUGUUUUUAUUUUCAUUAAAAAAACCUAUUUUUUAAUGUUUGAAAUAAAUACAUUUUUAAAACUUA